GGGGUCUCGUGCGGGAUGCCGACAACUUUUUUUGCCUGGCCGUCUGGAACAGGAACACCCCAACCCGCAAGACAAGCAAGCCCAUAGCCCAUCAUGUCCGCCGCCACCGACAAGGCGCGCUUCUUCCUGGAGAAGUCGGUGCCCGAGCUCAAGGAGUAUGAGCGCAAGAAGAUCUUUUCCAAGGAAGAAAUCACAUCGAUCAUAAAGAAACGGUCCGAUUUCGAGCACAAGCUGAACGCGCGGGGUGCUCAGCCCUCCGACUUUGUUCGAUAUGCGCAAUACGAGAUGAACCUGGACACCUUGCGCCGCAAGAGGGUGAAGCGGCUGGGCAUUCGCACGGCGGGAUAUACGGGGCAGAGGAGAAUUUUCUUCAUCCUGGAUCGGGCGACUCGCAAAUUCCACGGCGACAUAGGCUUGUGGGUCCAGUUCCUCGAAUACGCCAGGCAACAGAAGGCCUACAAGAAGGUCUCGUCCAUUCUCACGGACGCCGUGCGACUACAUCCCGCCAACGUCGACCUGUGGCUCUAUGCGGCGCAGUACUCCGUGGAUGAACAUGCCGACAUGACACAGUCCCGGGCGUACAUGCAGCGCGGGCUGAGGUUUUGCAAGGGCUCCAAGAAGCUGUGGCUUCACUAUGCCAAGUUGGAAUUGAUCUACAUCGCCAAGCUCGUGGCACGACAGCGGAUAUUGGGACUCGACCAGCCUACCGAGGCUCCCAAGCCCGUGGAGGAUGAUGAUGAUCUAGAUGCCGAUAUGAUCGCUAUGCCAAAAAUCACCGGGGAAGACAUCAACCCCAGCGCCGGGGAAGAAGGCGACGUGGACGAAGUGGCCCUCCAGAAUCUCGCUUCGACCCCUGCUCUGAGCGGUGCCAUUCCCCUCGCCAUCUUUGAUACGGCAAUGAAAAACUUCGACAACGAUGACAGUUUCGGCCAUGACUUUUAUGACAUGGCUGUCCAGUUUGACGACCUACCCUGUCUGCGCAAAGUCCUCGGACACGUCGUGGACGCAAUGGUGCAGUCCAAGCCAAACAGUCCUCGUACGCAAAUAUGCUACAUCAAAUUCCCCGCCGCAGGUAUCUCGGUCACCUCACCCGACUUCCCCCGUGCAUUCGGCGCGGCAUUCGGCCGCCUCAAGGAGUACCGGAACAACCCCGAUGUGGCCAGGGGGAUCAUCAGCUGGUUACAGCCGCUCGAGAAGACCGAGGGCCUGGAUCCCUCCCUCCAGAAGGCCAUCGCGGCCACCAUUCGCAACGCGGAGCAAGUUGUUCAGGGAGCGUAGAGCUUACAUAUCGUUUUCAGUCAUUCAUCGGCGUUUACCGGAUAGUUCCGUCGCAGGCUUCAUGGGCAAUGAAUGAGGGAAGUUCGCUUUGGUUAUUGGAUGAUGAAAAGUUAGCAUGUGUAUUAGUCGUCAUAACUACCCC
Aspergillus heteromorphus CBS 117.55 is the source of this 1420-nucleotide messenger RNA. Its product is annotated as snoRNA-binding rRNA-processing protein UTP6. Bases 94 to 1278 code for a protein of 394 amino acids. Gene Ontology annotation, biological process: maturation of SSU-rRNA from tricistronic rRNA transcript (SSU-rRNA, 5.8S rRNA, LSU-rRNA). The transcript has 2 exons. Lineage: Eukaryota; Fungi; Ascomycota; Eurotiomycetes; Eurotiales; Aspergillaceae. Gene Ontology annotation, cellular component: Pwp2p-containing subcomplex of 90S preribosome; small-subunit processome. Gene Ontology annotation, molecular function: protein binding; snoRNA binding. The record is from RefSeq and is a predicted model, not a curated record.